AUGCCGGCGCAGUCUGGAAAACGGUCAUUGGGAACUCGCAUGUCACUUUGGCUUGCAACUGCUGUCUUUUUCUGCGCAGCAACACUGCUUGUCGGGCCAUACCUCGGCCGCCAACCCCAGCGCCUCGUUCACCAGCAAUCCAAGCCACGCGACGAGGUUGCCAUCCCGCUGCACCCACAGCUACACAAUAACCGAGAUGCAAAAACACUACACUUCGACUGGACAGUCACAUCCGGACUACGCAGCCCAGAUGGGGUCGAAAAACGAGUCUAUCUUGUCAACGGGGAAUUCCCUGGACCAACAAUUGAAGCCCGCUCAGGCGAUAGAGUCAUCGUACAUGUCCGUAAUCAUCUUGCGGACGAAGGCUUAUCCAUUCACUGGCACGGCUUGCGUUUGAGGGGCAACAACACUAUGGACGGGGCUGUUGGUAUCACGCAGUGUCCCAUUCCCAGUGGCAGAGACUUUGUCUAUGACUUUAACAUUGGACCCGACGAGCAUGGAACGUUUUGGUGGCACAGCCAUCACAAGGUUCAGCGUGGUGACGGGCUAUUCGGCGGACUGGUUGUCCAUCCUCCACAGCAGCACGUAAAGCCUCACGACUACGACGACGUUCUUCUCAUGAUCGGGGAUUGGUUCCACCAGCCACAAGCAGAUGUGCUUGAGUGGUAUGCAAGCUGGACAAGUCUUGGCGAUGAGCCUGUGCCAGAUUCUCUUCAGAUUAACGGCCAUGGCCGAUUUGACUGCGCCAUGGAAAUGCCUGCAUUCCCAAUUAACUGCACAGAUAGGGCUGUUACUGACAUGACGCCCAUUUUUCGUCGCAAGGCUGCCCAGACGAGGUUGCGGCUUGUCAAUGUCGGUACGAUAUCCGGCCUUAGCCUCAUGGUAGAUGGCGCCACUCUAGAGCCAAUCCAGGUGGAUGGUGGAUGCGCCGUCCAAUCGUCUGCAGCCGAUGCCAUCGGCGUCCUCUAUCCUGGCGAACGCACUGAUUUGAUGCUCUCGUGGAAGGAGGGGUCCGAAAGCCAGCCAUGGCUCAACAUAUACUUGGAUGAUGAAAACUAUUCAAGACCGAAUCCCUCGCUCAUUGAGGAGCAGGCAUUCCCAGCUCUACCAGACACACUCCUUGCUGCCAACUUCCAGCCGCCCAGAGCUCUGGCCGCAGUGCAAACGCAUAUCAGCCUAGACAAACUGGCUUCCGAUGCUCCGACGAAGACAGGUCUUCCUCCCGCUCAGCAGACGAUCUUGUUUUAUCUCAAAACAAUGAUCAAGUCUCAUCUCGGUAACCGGCCACACGGUUACGUAAAUCACACCACGUGGAAGCCGCAGUCUAAGCCGAUCCUCUCACAGAGUCGCCAGGACUGGGACGAUAACCAGUUCUUUCCCUACCUGCAGAGUGGACCCGAUCCUGUGCAUGUAGACCUCGUUAUCAACAACCUCGACGACGGCUCACAUCCGAUGCAUCUGCACGGACACUCCUUUUACGUCCUGUCAUCCUUUAGAGCCGAGGGCCGUGCAGGCUGGGGCAGCUACAACCCUUUCGAUCCUGGGAGGAUAUUACCGCGGCCGUUGAACCUGGCAAACCCUCUCGUCAAGGACACCGUGAGCGUGCCUCGGCGUGGGCAUGUUGUGCUGCGGGUGCUGGUGGACAACCCCGGGCUCUGGAUGCUUCACUGCCACAUGAUGGUCCACAUGGGUACGGGUAUGGCAGCGGGAUUCCAUGUCGGCCCGGCAGAUGACGAGCAGCAUACGCUCGCUCUCAGUUCGGCAGCAGCCGAUGUAUGUGAAACCUCGUGA
This is a messenger RNA of Cordyceps fumosorosea ARSEF 2679, 1791 nucleotides long. RefSeq names its product ferro-O2-oxidoreductase. The coding region runs from base 1 to 1791 and encodes 596 amino acids. The transcript has 3 exons. The record is from RefSeq and is a predicted model, not a curated record. NCBI's taxonomy places the organism in Eukaryota, Fungi, Ascomycota, Sordariomycetes, Hypocreales, Cordycipitaceae. Gene Ontology annotation, molecular function: oxidoreductase activity; copper ion binding.